GAAGUCGAACGAGCCUAUUCUUUGGCGCAUUAAGCGCCUCCUCUGACAACGUAACUUCCUUUUCCUCCCUCCUCUCGCUGAAAUGGCCCCGAAAAGACAGAUUGUCAAGACUACCAAGAAGAGCAAGAAGGGAGCUUCUUGGAAAUACACCCUUGACCUCACACAUCCAGUUGAGGAUGGGAUCCUUGACUCAGCUAAUUUUGAGAUCUUCCUGAAAGAGAGAGUGAAGGUCAAUGGCAAAACUGGUAAUCUGGAAAAUGUAGUCCAGAUUGCACGCCUGAAGAAUAAGAUCAAUGUCACAUCGGAAAAGCAGUUCUCUAAAAGGUACCUGAAGUAUCUCACCAAGAAGUACUUGAAGAAGAACAACCUGCGUGAUUGGCUGCGAGUGGUGGCUUCAGAUAAGGAGACCUAUGAACUGCGCUACUUCCAGAUCAGUCAGGAGGAUGAUGAGUCUGAGACAGAAGAAUGAAGCUGAAGCUUUUUACUGCCAGGCGAUAGUAGACUCUGAUGGCACAUGAGACCUGAGGUGUUCACACUGUAGCCUGAGAUUUGUAAAUAAAGAUGGUUAUCUGAUACAUCA
Alosa alosa (allis shad) is the source of this 580-nucleotide messenger RNA. It is a transcript of the gene rpl22l1, whose product is annotated as ribosomal protein L22-like 1. Gene Ontology annotation, cellular component: ribosome. The record is from RefSeq and is a predicted model, not a curated record. NCBI's taxonomy places the organism in Eukaryota, Metazoa, Chordata, Actinopteri, Clupeiformes, Clupeidae. Gene Ontology annotation, molecular function: RNA binding; structural constituent of ribosome. Bases 83 to 469 code for a protein of 128 amino acids. Gene Ontology annotation, biological process: cytoplasmic translation. The transcript has 4 exons.